This is a messenger RNA of Umbelopsis ramanniana AG, 747 nucleotides long. RefSeq lists its product as uncharacterized. The record is from RefSeq and is a predicted model, not a curated record. Gene Ontology annotation, cellular component: endoplasmic reticulum; membrane; gamma-secretase complex. NCBI's taxonomy places the organism in Eukaryota, Fungi, Mucoromycota, Umbelopsidomycetes, Umbelopsidales, Umbelopsidaceae. Gene Ontology annotation, biological process: protein processing; positive regulation of catalytic activity. The transcript has 5 exons. Gene Ontology annotation, molecular function: protein-macromolecule adaptor activity. Bases 1 to 747 code for a protein of 248 amino acids.
AUGUCGCUGUAUUCAUUCUUUGGAUGCAUGUUCACUGCAUAUGGACCACUCCUUAGCAUAUUUUUCUUAUACAUUUCCCGAGAUGCCCAACUCGUUCUACUCAUGGUGUGCAGUGCAUUCUUUUGGUUGAUCGCUAUAUUAUUAUCUUCAGUCAUAUGGUUUGCUGCAACACCGGCCCGUGAUAUGAACGCAGUUACAAUCCUGCACAGUGUUAUUUUGCAGGAACUAUUUCGAUGGGCAUUGUUCAAGCUUUUGCAUCGAGCAGAAAAAGGGCUAAUGAUCGUAUCCAAAAACCCCAAAUCACGAUACAAUCGCUCUGUAUUUGCUUUUGUCUCUGGCUUCGGGUUUGGAUUGACAAGUGCAUUGGUCACUUACAUUUCCACCCUUGUACAAACGAUUCAACCUGGCGUCAUCAUGUGUCCGUCGUGUCCAAAAGCUACUCUAUUCUUUAUCUCAGCCAUUAACACUUCUUUGACGUCGUUACAACAUAUAACAUGGAUGAUGAUCGCCUUCGAAGCAUAUCUCAAUCUACCAACACUGUUAGGAAUCCUGCAAGGCGCUUGGGUGCUGGCAAGUCAUUUUGGAGUCUCAUACGCGAUGUUACUCAAUGCGUCAGAGUCUGUGUCUCUAGGUUGCGUUUACGCUAUUGUCAUCCAGGUUGUUAUCUUAGCUAUUUCUACAACCCUAGUGGUACUCAAUCUCAAAAAGCACUACGGCGCCGCUGUCUUCUCAAGAACGCAACGGUAG